This is a messenger RNA of Colletotrichum tamarilloi, 1311 nucleotides long. RefSeq names its product cytidine and deoxycytidylate deaminase zinc-binding region. Gene Ontology annotation, cellular component: nucleus; cytoplasm. Lineage: Eukaryota; Fungi; Ascomycota; Sordariomycetes; Glomerellales; Glomerellaceae. Bases 1 to 1311 code for a protein of 436 amino acids. The transcript is spliced from 2 exons. The record is from RefSeq and is a predicted model, not a curated record. Gene Ontology annotation, molecular function: tRNA-specific adenosine-34 deaminase activity.
AUGCUCGCUGUCGAACGCGCCUCGCUGCCGGCUAUGGCCUCUGAUAGGCCUGACGAUCAAUCUGAGGAAAAGAUCGAGCACACUGGACCUGAUGUCAUCCAGCCCCAUGCUCUCAUCGACCACCUGCUUCCACAACAACUUGGCCGAGGAGUGCUUAUUCCUCUGAAGACGACUUUGGAAAUCCGACAAGACCACACCAUUGUUCAGGCUUUGAUCACGAGGGCUCCAUCUACGUCUACUAACAAUGUCGUCAAUCUGAUCCGCUCGAUGCUCCCUGAAGGCGUGGCUAACAACUUGCCUCACUUGCGAAGAUGUGCGAAGCCAGCGGAUAUCCCGGCUCAUCUCAAAACACAGUUCAUGAACGACUCCCCCGAAGGCCGCCAAGUCCACACGGGUAAAUCCACCUGGAUCUACAUCAUGCUUGGUGAAGAGAAAGACUUCGAUAAGCACGACUUGGUCGCAAAGCUGGGAGCCAUCGAAGGAAUGGAUGAGAGCGUCUUCCUCACCAAGAUUCCGAUUCCCAUGGUACCGCCUACUUCUCAGGUGCAGGCAGCUAUGUGGACCUCGCAGUUCUGGCCUACGGUGUAUAGAAAGAACAACCCUCUUGGACCGCACCCUAGCAUGGUGGGACGAUCAACGGAAACCAUCAAGGAUGAGACAUCUCUGUGGAUGACCUUGGCCCAUCGCGUCGCCUUCCAGGCGAAGAAGGCGGGUAUCGGUGAACCCAUGGGUGCCGUCAUCGUCCAGCGCGAAGGGGGAAAAUCCCACCUCGUAGCGGUUGCCGGAGAUGCUCGUUGGCACCAGGAGCCCAAUAGAAGCGGUACCGGCAACCCCAUGGGUCACUGCGUGCUCAGAGCUAUCAGCAUGGUGGCGCAGAAGCUUGUGCGACACGAGAGACGUGCAGCCGGCCGCUCCCACGUGCCGGCUAUCCUUGAAUACGACACUUUUCAAGAUCUUCCGCUCUUGGAAGACGAGCUUACGGUCCAUGAAGACGAGCAUCCCAACGCGGACGGCUACCUGUGCCACGGUAUGGAGAUGUACUUAACUCACGAGCCUUGCGUCCAAUGCUCGAUGGCUAUCCUUCACUCGCGGAUGGGCAAGGUCGUCUUCGCUCAACGCAUGCCACUUACUGGGGGCAUGUGCUCGGAAGAUCGAGGACAUGGCCAUCCCGAGCUGGAGAACUGCGGUGGAGGCGAGGGUCUUGGCCUCUUCUGGAGACGUGAGCUGAACUGGAGCUUGUUGGCGUGGGAGUGGGAAUCGAGCGACUGCGUGGGACCUUUGCCGCCGGUUGAUCACAGAGUCCAUGCUUAG